UCCACCAGCAGUUGUCACUUGUGCGGCGGUCGAUGGCACAUGUGCUGCUCUGAGUUUCUCCUCAGGACCGUCGCUCCCUCUUUGGACUAUCUCGACUCUUUUUUACAUUAACUGGCCUCAAUCCAGAAUCCAGACGUUUCCUUCUUCUUCUUCUGUGUUUGUGUCAGGCAUUUCCACGCCGCCUUUGGCAUCUUUAAUCUUUGACGGAGCGGCCCAGCUGAGGUGAAGGGGAGGGCAGCGGAUCCCAGUUUAGCCUGAGUGAGGAGGACCUGCCCCAAGAAUCAGGACCAUGAUCUGAAGAGGGCGCCGCGCUCCGAACCCCGCUCUUCCUCUCCUCCUCCUUCUCCCUGUUUUUUUUCUCUUUUUUUGUUUUUGUUUUGUUUUGGAUAAAUCUUCGGGGUGACGGCCUCCCUGUCCGGCUGCUUCCGACAGCGUGCACGGAGAGGACAAACUGAAAGAGACAUUUAAGGAGGACGACAUACAGCGACCUCUGACCUCGCCACUUCCCCCUGCUCCUCCCACCGCCACACCGGAAACAUGGGGAGGAAAAAGAUUCAGAUCCAGAGGAUCACGGACGAACGCAACAGACAGGUGACGUUCACCAAGCGGAAGUUCGGUCUGAUGAAGAAGGCGUACGAGCUGAGCGUCCUGUGCGACUGCGAGAUCGCCCUCAUCAUCUUCAACCACUCCAACAAGCUGUUCCAGUACGCCAGCACCGACAUGGACAAGGUCCUGCUCAAGUACACCGAGUACAACGAGCCGCACGAGAGCCGGACCAACGCCGACAUCAUCGAGGCUCUGAACAAGAAAGAGCACCGGGACUCUGAGAGCCCAGACCCCGAGGAGCCCUUCUCCCUCACCCCCCGCACUGAGGAGAAAUACAAAAAAAUUGACGAGGAGUUUGAUAAAAUGAUGCAGAACUAUAGGCUGUCAUCCACAGUCCCACAGCCCACCUUCUCCAUGCCAGUCACCGUGCCAGUGUCCAAUCAGAAUGCAGCGGCUGCGGCGGCGGCCCUCCAGUUCAGCAACAACCCCGGCGGCGCCCUGGUCACCACCACCUCCUUCGUCACCUCCACCCUCACAGACCCCCGCCUCCUGUCGCCACAGCAACCAGCUCUGCAGAGGAACAGUGUGUCGCCAGGGUUACCACAGCGACCAGCCAGCGCAGGAGCUCUAUUAGGAGGAGAUCUGGGGAAUUCAAACGGAGCGUGCCCGAGUCCAGUCCCAAACGGAUACAUCAGUGCCAGGGCCUCCCCGGGCCUCCUCUCCGUCUCCAACGGCAACAGCCUGGGGAAAGUAGUCCCGGCUAAGUCUCCGCCUCCACCCAGCCCUCAGAUGGUCAACAGCCGCAAGCCCGACCUGAGGGUCAUCACCUCGCAGAGCGGCAAGAGCCUCAUGCAGCUGACAGAGGAAGAGCUGGAGUUGGUGAGUGAGAAUGCUCAGCGGCUAGGCAGCUCCCAGGUGGCGCAGCCGCUCACCACCCCGGUGGUCUCCGUGGCAACACCCAGUCUCCUCGCGCCCUUCUCUGGCAUGCAGACGGCCUACAACACCGAGUACCAGCUGACGAGUGCAGAUCUCACGGCGCUCCAGACGUUCACACCACCGGGGCUGGUGCCCGGCAACAUGGCUGCCUGGCAACAGCAACAGCAACCAGCGGUCUCCCAGCAACAACAGCAGCAGCAACAGCAACAACAGGCGCAGCAGCUGAGCCUGGCGUCGCUCAGCAACUUGGUCAUGUGGGGUGCAGAGAAACAGAAUGCGGAGAUGGUUAACUGCAUCUCCAGUUUUGCUGCUAACCUGAGUUUGGCCUCUCAGUCCAACUUGCUGUUUGGCCGGGAGGAGGGCCUCUGCUGGCCGGUGGGUCACAUACCUCAGGGCGCCGCGCUGACCGUCAACACAAACCCGAACAUCAACAUCAAAUCCGAACCCGUCUCACCAAACCGCGACCGCAGCACCCCCAGUUCCAUCAGCGGCGCCGGGGGAGGCGGAGGAGGCCAAGUUCAAGUCCAAGGGCAAGGUCUGGUGUCGGUCGCCUACCCGGGGACGCUGCGCCUGGAGGUGGGAGGUCAAGGCCGCUCGCCAGUCGACAGCCUCAGCAGCAACGGCAGCUCGUACGAAGGCAGCGACCGGGACGACGGCACCCAGGGACGAGGCGGGGCUCCGGACUUCCUCCACCAGGCCGGCGCCGGGGGCCAACAGGCCACCAUGGUCCUUCUGCGGCCCCCGUCGGCCGAGCCCCAAGAGCAGGACGGGACCAACGUCAAGAGAAUGAGACUGGACGCCUGGGUGACAUGAAGAGGAGGCGGCAGAGGGACGGACGGACGGACAGAUGGAGGAGAGGAUGUGUACUUGUGGCUUGUGUACAUGCCCCCACCAGCCCUGAUGCCCCCGAUCUCCUCCGCGCACACACACACACACACACACACACACACACACACACAUAGAUACCUGCCAAUGACCCAGUAACCUUCUGUCCACACAGAAAACGCUGACCUCACACACACACACACACACACACACACACACACACACACAAGCAUGCUAACACCAUCACUGACACACUUGUAUGGCAAUGUGCACACACAUUCAAACUCUAAUGUACUUCACACACACACACACACACACA
Plectropomus leopardus (leopard coralgrouper) is the source of this 2626-nucleotide messenger RNA. NCBI's taxonomy places the organism in Eukaryota, Metazoa, Chordata, Actinopteri, Perciformes, Serranidae. The record is from RefSeq and is a predicted model, not a curated record.